AUGUCGGCUAUGUACUCUCCAUCACGUACCGAGCCUGAGGUCGCCUGGGUAUGUGGCACAAAGACCACAUACAUUGCCUCAUGUGCUUUUCUCGACAAAUUGCGGGAAGAAUUUCACCAUGAUGGUAAUUUGUACACACUUGGCGAAAUCGGAAACCUCAAGGUCGUCAUCGCCCAACGGAGUCAAAAAGGGCUAACGGGCGGUGCCGACGACAGUGACGACGACGGUGAAUGUGGCGAGGCAGCAAGUGUCGCAAGAGAUAUACUAAAGAGUUUCCAAAAUCUGAAGCUUUGUUUAAUGGUCGGAAUCGGCGGUGGCGCCCCGAACACAAAGCAUGAUGUUCGCCUGGGCGACGUCGUCGUCGGCGUAGGUUGCGGUGCGAAUGCUGGUACCUUACAGUAUGACUUUGGCAAAUCCAUCAUACGUGGCGACUUCCAUGUCACAAGGUCCCUCAGUCAAACCCCCAGAAUCCUGAAAGCAGCCGUAACCGGGCUUAGAGCACGGUAUGUUGCGAACGGUCAUGAACUUGAAUACUCUAUACGUACCACACUGCGAAAAAAUCCAAGGCUACAGAAGGAUUAUCAGCGCCCAGACCAUACAAGCGACAGGCUAUAUCAAAGCAGUGUCGCACAUCCUACAAACGAUAAAUCAGACUGUGCCAUCACUUGUGGCGGGCCGAACCUUGUCCUGCGAGCUAAACGAAAUAUAAGUGAAGACAACCCUGCAAUUCACUUUGGUAUAAUUGCCUCUGCAUCCUCCUUAAUGACAGAUGCUUCCGUCCGAGACAAGCUAGCAGUGGAAGAGAACAUCUUGUGCUUUGAGACAGAGGCCGCCGGACUAAUAAGCCGCUUUCCCUGUCUUAUUAUUCGCGGUAUUUGCGACUAUUCAGACACCCAUAGAAACAAGACGUGGCAGGGCUAUGCAUCAAUGACAGCGGCUGCUUAUGCAAAAGACCUGUUGGGUAUAAUUUAUCCUGGCAAACUACAGACGGAAAGAAAGCUUGGGGAUAGUCUCUUGGGCGAAGGAAUCAAAGAACAUCCGACCGAAAAUUCGCAUUCUCAAGGACCAGGAGCCGCCCGAAUGGACCGAGUCGCCGUGGAAGAUGUCGGUUGGUGGAUCGAGACGGAGGUGCAAGAGGUUGAGGCGACCUUGAGGGCGAGAGCGGCGAAUAUUGUCUACUUUGCCCUCGACUUUGACGACUUCUUCCGUUGUAUCAGUGAUGGGCCAUUAGAAUCUUUUCUCACCCUGACUGCCAACUCCCCUACGAAUGCGAUUGCAAACACCAUGAGAGAAUACGUGACCUGGCGUUGGGGAACGGUAGGGUGGGACAUCGUCCGCUGGUUGAUUAGAGACCAUUCGGAUACCGCAUCCUCAGCACUAAACUUAUCUAUGUCCGCAUUUCUACAAAACGACGCUCCGAAUGAUGUGCCAAUUGUCGAACUUCGUCGCCUGAACAGUACCCCCACUGCACGCAUCCCGCAAUCACUGGCAGCAUAUCAGGCUCGCCGGAUGGGCGGUGUGAGGUUCAGAUUUGAUGAUGUGAUUGCCAAAUUGAUAUCUGAAUUGUCAUGGAUCGUGGCAACAUUCAAGACACCUGGUGACACCUCGCCUUCAUUCACCAAGGCCAAGCUUGAACAUAACCCCUUCCAAGAAGACUACGAGCUAUGCUUUCGGAUCACGCACGACGAAGCCCCCGCUGAGUUUUCAAACAGCAGUAAAGGGACAUGCUGGCACAGUCUGUUUUCUGGUACUAAUGUUGCCGUCGGCUUUCCGGUCCCCGCGCCGCCGGACGGGAUGCUGGGUCUGGAAUUGCCGUUGACCUUGAUGGCAGAUCUUGCGGGUGUUAGCUACCCUGUGAGAUACAAGAAAGGACUCGUUCUAAAAGGGUACAACAAUGCUCUGAUCCCCAUCUACGCCGGAUUUUGGUCAGGUUUGUCUAAAUCAACCAAAAGCUUGCAAUGGCACCUCUAUAGCGGCGGACAAGAGCGGCUUUAUAUGACAACAGUCAAGAAAGAAGAACCAGAUCUUCAACCCUUGGCUACAAAACCAGAUGAGGCCGCCUUUAUAGAGACAAUUGAACAGAUUCCGCGCCACUUCUUGGGAUUUUAUGAGAGGGCCACAGUUCGCGUCGGCACCAAUGCGUCUAGGGCAGAUCACAUUCGCGCGAUUCCCGACCACCUUCUCAAUGAAAGCCGUACCCGAGGUCUGCUUGAGUGGACAAGAACCAUUACCGCCAGCCUGGGUGGCGGUGGGAUGGGCUUAUCAGGCGGAAUAUCAACAGGUGUCCGUUUUCGUCCAUGGAAAGAGCGACAGAUGCGCUUCGCACAAUCUAUUCCCGACCACAGUAUCAUUCAAGAUGCUCUAACGAAGCCUACUAUACUAUACGAUACCAGGACCAAGGUUGCUUGGAUGUUACCUCAUAUCCGCGUCGUGCUGUAUCUCGUGCAAGCGUGGACGAAGCUACACUACCCAGCUGAAUGUGCGAAGGUGGAUUAUCCGCCCUUUGACGAAAACACUACAAAUGUUGGGGAGCUGCUCAGAGCGCUAGAACUAGCAUGGUCCCAGUUCCCUCACAUCGACUUUAAGCAGCAAUUCUUGUGGUACUGCAGAACGCUGGAUGGCCUACAAGAUGAUGAAGACCUGAAGCCUGCAAGGAGGUCUUCCAAUAUGCUUGCAGGUGUGGACUUUGCCAACCUAGCCCUCGCACCCAGGGAUUACUCAAUCUUCCGGGUGCCUGUUAAUCCCAAUGUGUCUGGGGAAUGGCCACAAAUGUUGAAGAGCAACUGGAAAGACGUGAGGCCGUAUCGUGUUCUUACAAUUUUCUGCAAUGAUCUCGACCCAGCGCCAAUUUCACCUCACUUUUGGAUGUGCAGUACCUGGUUACACCCGCCGUCGUUCCAAAAUUACUUGGUCGCUACUCGUCCUUGUUUGAAGACGUUGGCAGAGAGGCACGGGACGGAUCCUGUGAAGCUCUCACCCCAGCAUGAAUGCAGAGAAGGCCCGUCUCGCCUGUUUCAAACCUGUCGCACAGGAAUUUGCAACCCGCUUCAAAAAAUCAAGAGGGCACAGGGAAGACCAUACCGUGAGCUGACGUGGUUGCUGCAAGGGGAAGGGUUUGGACUGCGAGGGCAUGACGACAACAGCGAGCCGGUCCUCAUUUUUGGUGAAGUUCUUCCCGAUGGCUUCAACAGGAGUUGCCAUCCAACAAACCACAUGCAGCCUCCACUUCCACUGCAGCUACGCACUGUUGACCCUGGCACGGAGCGACCUGAACGGCACCCGCGAGGUCCCGUUGCGCCCGAGGAGGCACUUCCCCAACCGAUCGCGGAACUGAUCUAA
Molecule: messenger RNA, 3339 nt
Organism: Pochonia chlamydosporia 170
Lineage: Eukaryota; Fungi; Ascomycota; Sordariomycetes; Hypocreales; Clavicipitaceae
Product: WD domain-containing protein
Exons: 3
Coding region: 1-3339 (1112 amino acids)
Biological process (GO): nucleoside metabolic process
Molecular function (GO): catalytic activity
Source: RefSeq, a predicted model, not a curated record